This is a messenger RNA of Phoenix dactylifera (date palm), 1020 nucleotides long. RefSeq names its product putative calcium-binding protein CML35. The record is from RefSeq and is a predicted model, not a curated record. Gene Ontology annotation, molecular function: calcium ion binding. Lineage: Eukaryota; Viridiplantae; Streptophyta; Magnoliopsida; Arecales; Arecaceae.
GUGGUACAAAUCUUUUGGAACCAAUGAAACAGAAAAGGACGGUAUACGACUGGGGAGAACAUCAUGCCGCAUUUUCUCCCAACGAAGCUUCCUCGAAGCUCACUGCCUCCACUUCCCUCCCCCUGCGCCUUCUUUAACCCUACCUCCUUCCAACCCUUCUCUCCCGUCUCUCUCUCGAAAGCCGAAAGCCAGAAGCCAUGAAGAUGAUUAGUCUUCGGGCGGCCUUCUUCGGCUCUUCGAAGAAGAAAUCCCGUUCGGUCUCCCGAUCCGAGGCCUCCUCCUUCGGAUCCAACGCCGCCUCCUCCUCCUCCGAAGACUCUCAGUGCACCCCAAAAACCGUCCUCCCCCGGUUACCCGGCUGCCACCUCGCCGCGCCGGCCGCGAAAUCGGCGUCCUCGUCGUCGACGGACUAUCCUUCGGCGGAGAGGGAGGGAGAGAAGAGGAUCACGAGGCGGGAGCUGGAGGUGGUGCUGCGGCGGCUGGGUCCGGACCCGCCGACGGAGGAGGAGGUGGUGGCGAUGCUCGCCGAGGCGGACCGCGCCGGCGACGGGAGCAUCCGGCUGGAGGAGAUCGUGGAGCUGGGGUCGGUCGUCGGACCCCCCGUCGUGCCGGAGCUCCGGGAAACGUUCGCCGUCUUCGACGCCGACGGAGACGGCAAGAUCUCCGCCGAGGAGCUCCUCGCCAUGUUCGUCACCCUCGGGGACGAGCAGUGUACUCUGGAGGAUUGCCGCCGUAUGAUCGGGGUGGUCGAUUCGGACGGUGAUGGCUUCGUCUGCUUUCAGGAUUUCGUUCGCAUGAUGGACGGCCAGAGAUAGAUUGUCGCACUAAUCUCGGAUCCGAUCUAACCAAAAUGGGCGGUGGUGGUGAAUGGUUGCUCUUUUUCUGUGUCUCUCUUUGUUUGUCCCUUUCCUUCAUCUUGUAAUUAGAAAAAGAAAAGGAUGGACCAAAUCAGUCGUCAUCAUCCGUUGAUGUAGCUAAGCAUUAGUCAAAAUCGAUUGCUUGCGUCAAUAUUGGUAUGAU